AUGUCGAAUAGCUGUCUAUUCGAUUUUUUUCCAGUUGAAAUAAUCCAUGGCAUUUUUCAUUAUCUAUGGGCACAUGAAAUUUUCUAUGGUUUUGCUCAGUUAAGCGAUUAUGUCGAUAGUGUCUUGUUUAGUUAUGAUCGUUAUUCGGUCAGUUUGUCUUCAAUAUUGAAACAUCAAUUUGAUCUUACGUGUCGACGUAUUCGCCCCGAACAAGUCAUCUCUAUUACAAUUGCGGAAAACGAUGAGACACCAGAUCAGUCGGAUUUGUUCUUCUCAAAAUUUAAUCUUCUUCAAUUCGUUAAUCUUCGUUCAUUUGCAAUUAUGUCGUCAGAUCAGAGUAUUUUCAGGCAAUUAAAUCUCUUGUGUACAUUUAAUUAUUUUCAAUCGUUGAGUUUACCACAAGUAUCACAGGCCUAUUGGUGUCUGUGUGGAUCCAGUGUAGAAACAAUGCUGCAUCGAUUGAGACAAUUAAUUACAAAUCAAUAUCCAUUAACGACACCAUUGAAUAAUUUAAGAUAUUUGACAGUCACACAUGUUGGCUGCUUUAAUUUGGAAUAUUUGUUUCGUCAGACUACCAACUUACGCUCAUUGAAUAUGACAUUGUCACUUAAUGCUUUCAGUGAUUGGUCCAACCAAAUACCAGUGAUGAAUCAUCUAAGACGGCUGACACUUUGGAUUUCCUUUGGCCGAGUACCAAUGAGCAGAAUGAAUCAAUUUCUGUCGAAAUUGCCUUGUUUAAUGCAUUUUGAACUUCGAAUCGACGAUCCUAUCGAUGUAGUCGGCGCUGAACAGUUGAGAAAGUGGUCUCAAUAUUCAAAUGGCGAUGUCGAAGUUCCCGAGGAUAUUGUCGAUGGUAAUCAAUGGAAAUAUCUAAUAUCACAUCUGCAAACGUUCGAUUUUCGUUUUUGUCUCACACAUCGAUCUAAUGAGAAAAUUCUCGAUACAUUUCGAUCAUCGUUUUGGAUCGAACAAAAACAAUGGUUUGUUGCCUAUGAUAAUCAAGAAUCAUCAUCUUGCCUUUUUACUAUACCACGUUUUGCAUCAAAGAACGUCAUUUAUUCACCAGACUAUUGUACACCAUCGUCCACAUCAUCGAGUCUACAUCUUGAUGAAUAUGUUGAUGUUCUCACACUGCCCAAUGUCUGCCGGUUGACACAUCGUUUUGUCAAUGCAAGAUCGCUCAUCCUCGAAAAAGACGAUGGCCUUUGUUUGGAGACAAUUUUGCCAUUUGUCAACUUGCCUCAUUUACAGUCGCUUACAUCGGUUAAGGCGUCGUUAAUGAGUCUAUUUUUGAAUUAUGAAACAAAAUUUGAAUCGAUUCGUUCAUUGAGAAUAGAUGCAAUGGUAAUGGGAUCUCACGCUAAAGCAAUAUGCACUGUAUUUCCACGAUUGGAACGUUUACGCAUUGGAAUCAGCGAUCAAGACACAGUCAUAUUGUUGAUUGAUAGAUUGAAAUAUUUAUCGAUUGCCAUAUUUACGUAUUGUCACCCGUUAUCGUUCAAAUCUUUGUCACGUAAAUGGUUGGUUGACAAAUCUUCACGAUUGAUGGCAAACAAUAAUUUUACAUGUAGUAUGAACACCGAAAAAUUAUCUCUAUGGAUGAGCAUCGAAUAG
Molecule: messenger RNA, 1614 nt
Organism: Rotaria socialis
Lineage: Eukaryota; Metazoa; Rotifera; Eurotatoria; Philodinida; Philodinidae
Source: the annotation of a GenBank genome assembly